Closterium sp. Naga37s-1 is the source of this 4485-nucleotide messenger RNA. NCBI's taxonomy places the organism in Eukaryota, Viridiplantae, Streptophyta, Zygnematophyceae, Desmidiales, Closteriaceae. The record is from the annotation of a GenBank genome assembly.
AUGGCUGCCGUUGCUUCACAAUUCGCCUCCACUGCCGCUCUCGAGAGGGGCCAGUUGCGCGAGACAGAAGGGCGAUCUGCUUCCGUAGCUGUUUGCUUCAAUGGCCUCAGACGUGAAUCUACGACAGCACUACCAUCCCGAUCAAACCGCAUCGUCCACCGCCGUUCACGGUUUUCAGUCGCACGUGCAGCAGAGAGCAGUGAUUCCUCUGGUCCGUCACCUUCUCCACUCGCUACAGUCACACAGUCCUCCUCUACUCCCGACCUGUCUUCCGCCACUGCCGCUUUGGACCGCCUCAGAACCAAUCUCGCUUCAUUCACACAGUCCACCUCCACUCCUGAAGUGUCUGCCGCCAUUGACGCUGCUAAGCCUUACGCUCCAUCCGUCCUAGGCGCCGGAGCGCUCGGUGUUGCGUCUUAUUUAAUAGUCAGAAAGCUCACGUCUGGUUCUGCUAAAGCGGAAGCGGGAGCAGAAGCUGAAGCAGCUCCUCCUGGCGGCAUCGUGCCACGUGCCAAAAAGGCCGCAACAACUGCGCUAGCGGCGAUGGCCGCGACUUUCCCGCGGGCCAUGCAGGAGGAGGCUUUCAUGAAGGCCGUGAGCCAAGAGCUCAGCAAGCUGGGCUUCAAAAGAGACAACUGCAUUGCGCUGGUGUCGACAUGCCGGGACGAAGUGUGCAGGCCGGUGGUGAGCCUGGUGGAUCAGGAAUUCGGGCUGUCAUUCAACAUCGCAGGGCUGGGCGGCGUGCUCAACUGCGGCUCCACGGGCUUUAAGGCCGCCAUGUCGCACUCGCCAGAGUUUCGCUGCGAGACUGAUGGGACUGUCAAGGAGAGAUACAUCUUCUUCGCCUUCCCUCACGUGUCAAUCGGAGAGUCGGGAGAGGUGGGAUCACUUCUGCGGCGCGGCCGAGGCAAGCCCUCCAGCGCAUGUGGAGCGCUGAUCGCUAUUCAGAACGACAUCAACGCGGGCAAGGCAACGGUGUCGGAUCCUUAUGACGAGGAAUAUGUGCUGCUCAAGAAGAAAGUCAAGUCACUGAUUCUACGGCGGGGAGCUUCGGAGUAUUCGUUGGUGGAGGUGACUUGCGCUGCACUGGCAGCCAUCAAUGAUGACCUGGAAAAGCUCAUCUCCCUCACUGUCGACCCAGCCACUGCUGACUACGCUGUGAUCACGGGCGUGCAGAUUCACUCAGGCAACCAGAUUCCUGGAGAGCCAUUCCGCAUUGAGCGGACUUGUGAUUAUAUUGCUCCUGAUAUGAUAUCAACCAGGCGCAGCUCUUUAAGGGCUCUCAGUUCGUUGUCUGGUGCUACUCCAUUUGACGAUGCUCUCGAAUCAGAAGACGAGUCCAUUGAGCAGUAUGAAGCACGACUGGAAGCUAGAAGACAGCAGCUGCAAGCAAGUGGAGCGGCCGUUACGAGCAGUCCCGUUUCAUCGACAGGUAGCAUGGCGGAAGCGUUUGAGAUAACGCCUCAGACGGCCAUGGGGAUCACGGGUAUAAUCAGCAUUGUCGCUGUAGUAGCUCCGUUCUUCAUGAGCGCGUGGAACCCUGCAGCUUCGCCUCACAUGAAGGGCCUCACCUACCUGACGCUGCUCCUGGGAUUCUACAUGGCGUGGAACAUUGGUGCGAAUGACGUGGCAAACGCAAUGGGGACGUCAGUGGGUUCGGGUGCGCUGACGCUCCGCCAGGCCGUGCUAGCAGCGGCGAUCUUGGAGUUCGGUGGGGCUUUCCUGGUGGGAUCGCACGUGAGCCACACGAUGCAGAACGGAAUCAUCAAGGCGAAUGUGUUUGCCGGGAAGAACGCAAUGCUGUUCACAGGCAUGAUCUCCUCUCUUGCAGCCGCGGGAACGUACCUCGUCCUCGUCCCCUUGACCUCUGACACUCCCUUUUUUCUCCAAACUCUUCCACUCCCUUUCUCCUCUUCCCCUAUUCGGCCCUUCCUCUCUUUCCCCCGUCCGUUCCCGCUCUGCCACCUCCUCUCCCCUUCCGACUCACCCCCACCGCGUCGGUACCACACGCAGUUCGUCUACAGCUCGUCCAAUCCGGGGCAAGCAGCGUCCACGGCGGCGCCGAUCCUCGUCUUCGCGGGUGUCUCAGCCUUCUCCUUCUUCUCGCUCUUCACCUCCCCCGGAGUCCUGCUCCGCGCAUGUGCGCUCUCCCUGGCCGCGGGGGUCGCUUCCGCGGUGGCCAUGUCGGCGGUGAUCAAGAGGCAGAUGGGUGAGCUGCUGGGAGAGUUCUGUGAGAUUCCUCCCAAGCAGGUGGAGGAGCCGAAGCCAGAGAAGGGCCGCGGCCCCAUGGGCACGCAGCUGCAUAUCGUUUAUGGCGUGUUUGGAUACCUGCAGGUGCUUUCUGCUUGCUUCAUGUCGUUUGCCCACGGCGCAAACGAUGUUGCCAAUGCCAUUGGCCCCAUCUCUGCUGCUCUAGCUAUCCUUGCCUCCUCCUCCUCAUCCAUCCCCUCGUCAUCCCUCGCUGCUGCUCCAGUGUCUGCCGGUGUUGCCACACAGGUUCUUAUUUGGGGCGGUUUUGGCAUUGUGGCUGGUCUUAUCAUCUGGGGUUACCGUGUCAUUGCAACGAUCGGGAACAGGAUCACCGAACUCACUCCCACGAGAGGAUUUGCAGCAGAGUUUUCGGCAGCUACGGUGGUGGUGGUUGCUUCCAGACUGGGGCUCCCUAUCUCUGCCACACAUACUCUUGUUGGAGCGGUGAUGGGAGUGGGCCUUGCACGCGGUAUUGGGAGUGUGAGGGCCGAUGUGGUGAAGGAGAUUGUGGCAUCGUGGCUCGUCACCAUCCCAAUUGGAGCUGCGCUGUCUGUGAUAUACGCUCUGGAUGUGAACACGGAGCGAGCAGAGGAUGUGCUCACCCACAAACGGCUUCUCGAAGAAGCUGCAAAGAUGCCAAGCCAGCCGGUGGUGCAUGUCCGAGCCGUGCGGGUCACGUCGGCCCUGCCAGGGGGGGCUGAUGGCGUUGCAGGGGGAGGAGGCACGAUGGAGACUGACGAGGCGGCAGCUGAAUUCAAGCGCCAAGGCAUGCUAGCUCCGCCAGCGUUCGGGUCCUCCCCGAAUCUGGACUCCCCAGUGCUGGCGGGGGGCGCCAUGUGCACGGACGCAGGGGGCGCGGGCGGGGUAGGGGGAGGGGGGAUACCAGAGGGUGCAGCAGUGAACGCGGAUGGGCAUUCAGAUGGAAAGGGGUCCUUCAGUUCUCUCUUGCAGGUGCCCAUGCACGAAGUCACUUUCUCCACUGUUGACCGCCCCAAGCUGCUCAGUCAACUCUCAGCAGUGCUGGCGGACGUGGGGUUGAACAUCCGUGAGGCGCAUGUCUUCUCCACCUCUGACGGGCUCUCCCUCGACGUCUUUGUUGUCGACGGCUGGCCCUCCGAGGACGUGGUGGAGAUGCGGGCUGCACUCAUGCGAGCAGCACAGCAAGCGGGGGAAAAUGGCGCGCAGUCAACCCUUCCAGAAGCAUCCGGGCAAUCGAACCCCGCCAUGUCAGAAUCCACAGGCGUGCCCAUGUCCACGUCAGCAGCCACAGCAGCAGCAGCAGGACACGUGGCAGCCUCCAGUUUGUCCGGGGCGGACUCGCGUGUGCGUAUCCCAUCGGACGGGCGGGACGACUGGGAGAUUGACAACGACCAGCUGAAGCUGCAGCAUAAGAUCGCUUCUGGGUCGUUUGGAGACCUCUACCGAGGCACAUACUGUGGGCAGGACGUGGCAAUCAAGAUUCUCAAGGCCGAGCGGCUUAACGACUCGUUGCAGCAGGAGUUCGCUCAGGAGGUGUUCAUCAUGCGGAAGGUGCGGCACAAGAACGUGGUUCAAUUUAUUGGGGCCUGCACCAAGCCCCCAAACCUCUCCAUUGUCACCGAGUUCAUGGUGGGCGGCAGUGUGUACGACUAUCUACACAAGCACCGCGGCAGCAUGAAGCUACCCAUGGUGCUGCGUGUGGGCAUGGACGUGGCCAAGGGAAUGGACUUUCUGCACAAGAACAACAUCAUUCACCGCGACCUCAAGGCCGCUAACCUGUUGAUGGACGAGAAUGACGUGGUGAAGGUGGCGGACUUUGGAGUGGCCCGAGUGAAGGCCAACAGUGGCGUCAUGACAGCAGAGACUGGCACCUACCGCUGGAUGGCACCUGAGGUGAUUGAGCAUCGGGCAUAUGACCACAAGGCAGACAUCUUCAGCUUUGGCAUCACCAUGUGGGAGAUGCUGACGGGCAAGCUGCCCUAUCCAGACCUCACACCCUUGCAGGCAGCAGUCAGCGUGGUUCAACGAGGCCUGCGUCCGCCCAUCCCCAAGGGCACGCACCCUCGGCUGGCAGAUCUCUUUGAGCGCUGCUGGGCCACCAACCCUGCCGACCGACCUGAAUUCUCAGAGAUAAUCCGAGUCAUUGCCGAAAUCGCACAGGAGCUCGAGGAGGAUGGAGAGGCCGACCAACAGAGACGGGAGAAGCGCGGAGGGUUCUUUGCAUCAUUCAAGAGAGCAGGGUCAGGGCCUAGGUGA